UAGCAGAGUGUAGCUAAUUUUUUGUUGGUUGGAAACAGCAAUGAAUCGUUUGAAGCAACAUGUUCCUUGUCAGAUAAGAUUCAAUUGUGCAAUGUCUCUUACUUCUGUAUCCAACAUGGUGUGCAGUCUGAGUCUACGUCAUGUCAUGCCCCGCCUUUUCCAGUAACCCCAUCCGAAAUUACAUGGAAAAACACAUUGGGAAGGGAUAAGCAGCAGGAGCCUCGAGUUGUAAACAUAUCUACUGGUUUUUCUUUACUAAUUAUUUGAAGACGUAACGGAUUGUGAUAUCUACACAGGUAUCCUCAGACCCCAUCAGUCCACGUAUCCUUCAGGAUGUCAAUGUCUCUGUGGCCGUAGAGUGUUAACCAGUACCUCAACAUCAUCACAGACAGCCCCUCAUACUGCAACCAUGACCCAUGCCUGGCCCAUGCCUGGCUCCAGCUCCAGCAAUAUCCACAAGCUAAAGCCGUGGCUCAUCUGCACACUGCUCAGCCUCUUUGCUACACACAGCCACUGCAACGGUGGUCUAGAUAUACCCCAAGAGGUGAACCUGUUAACCAACAUUGACUCGCAUCGGAGUCAGCAACUCUCCAUUUCCUGGCUCGGAGGGACAGCGAGCACCUUUGACCUCAUCGUUCUGAGAACUGAAUUCAAUGAAACCGUCUUCUAUGAAACUGUGACAGCGACCCAGGAAAAUGGGCGGCACCACUGGAACUGGACCUCAGCCGAGCCCCUUAAAUGUACGUCUCUGUCUGUCAGACUGCGUUCCAGAGACGGGCAGAAGACCAGCGAUUGGAGCACCACUGUGAUAAAUCGAGGUUUGGAUGACCCCAGCCAGACGGGAUCUAGGAUGAUUCCUCAGGACCCAGUGGUACUGGUCGGAGACAACAUCACUGUCUGUUGCAUUGUGGGAGAGCGCAAGGAUUUUGGCAACAUUCGCUACAAUACCACUGUCAUGGAUUCGGUGCGGCUGAGUAGGCGGAGCUAUGCAACCACAAAGACCAACCUGAAUGCCUCCACGUUGACGGGGACCAAUGUGUUCUGUAGUAGUGCCCUGAACUUGCUCACGGGAACCGUGGUGUUUGUCGGAUACCCCCCCCUGCCCACGGAUCUAGUGUGUGAGACCAGGGACCUGACCUCUGUGAUCUGCCAAUGGAGCCCUGGAAACACACACCUGCAUGCUUCUCGAAGGACGUUCUACACACUCAAUGGAAGGGACUGUGCAGAGGCCAUCCCGAAGAAGCCGCCGACGGACUGUAGGCUACCUGAGUGGGCAGGUAACUGGAUCCUGGUGGCCAGGAACCCUCUGGGGCAGUCCAGCCUGAGCUACUCUGCUCAGCUCUCACACAGAGUGCAUCCUGUUGCCCCAGCCAACCUGACCGCCGUGGCCCAUGCCUGGAACGCAACACUGCUGUGGGACUGGGAGUACGCCGCCUACGCCCCGCUGGCUCUCGCCUGCCAGGUCGAGAUCACGCUCGACGGCCACGUCAAAAAGCGGACCUUUUCUGGUGCGGGUCUGAGGUCGGUGGCCCUUCUGGACCUGGUUCCGGUGACCGAGUAUCAAGUCAGGGUCAGCUGUGGAGCCCAGCAGAACUUCUGGAAGUGGGGCUCCUGGAGCAAAACACUGGCAUUCAGAACUGAAAUUGACGUGCCCGAGGCUCCUGAUCUCUGGGUGUCCCUUGACAAGGACAACACAGGGAAUGUCAUGGGGCAGGUCAUGUGGAAGCCCCUGACACAUAGGCAAAGCCACGGAGAGAUCACGGGCUACGAGCUGACCCUGUGGAGCCCGGAGGAAAACGUGCAGCACACGGAGACCCUGGCCCCCGGCAUCCACGAGACACCCGUUAACCUCACCCACAUGGCCGUCGAAGGCCGGGUCGUGGCUACACUCACGGCCAAGAACGCGGCCGGUGUGUCACCACCUGCGAGCAUCGUCAUCCCAAAACCUAAAUCGGACCCAGAGCCCGGCGCCGUGUCCAGAGUGGCGGGCGCAGGCGGAGGUUUCCCUCUGUCCUGGGCCAGCGACGCCAACGCCAGCCAGGGCUACGUGGUGGAGUGGCAGGAAGCCACCUGCCUGCACGACUGCCCUGUUCACUGGACCAAGGUGGCCGCCGAGAGGGCCAACGUCUCCCUAGUAUCAGACUCCUUCCGGGCCGGUGUGCGGUACAUCCUCUCCCUCUACGGCUGUUCCCCCGACAGCACAGAGCUACUGCAGCGCUGGCAGGGAUACACACAGGAGCUUGUCCCCAUCAGUGCCGUCCCUUCCCUGACGACCAAUCAGCGAAACUCUGACAUCGAGCUGACCUGGCAGGAGAUCCCGGAGGCCGACCGGAGAGGCUUCAUCCUGGGUUACCGCGUCUACCUCAUAACGGACCGCCAGCUCACGCUCUACGCCAACCUGAGCGGCCCUGGCAGCCGCAGCUAUACGGUGAAGAAUCUACCCGUCAAGUUCUAUAAGUUCACCGUGAAGGCCUACACCUCUGCCGGAGAGGACACGGGCUCCACCGCCAGCAUCACCAUGGCAUCAUACACGGAUUGGUUACUCUUGGAAAUCUUGGCUUCGCUGGGAACCAUGACAUUAUUCCUGUUCAUCGUCACCUUCGUCUGCUACAAGAAGAGGAAAUGGGUGAAGAAAGCAUUCUACCCAGACAUCCCUGAGCCCAAGCUGGCUGGUGAUUGGUCCAGAACACAGGGCCCACUGGACGUGAAGCCCCACGCCAACAGCAUGGUGCACAUCGUGGAUGAGUCCGCCUGGGCCUCCAGCAAGGAGAAGCUGGUGGUCAUCCCCGAGGAGGACGAGAACGAGGAGCGGGGCGUCCGAGACGACCCGGUGGACACGGACGAGCCCAUGUCCAUUCGCUAUUACAACCAGAUGGUGGACGAGCGACCCAUAAGACCGCGUUACCCAGACUCCUCGGAGUCCUCUGCGUCGUCCUUGGACUCGGCGCGCACCGACGUGACGUACACGGGGAUCCAGACCUCGGGGUCAUCCCUCGCCUUCCGGGCCGAGCCCAUGUUCUCGCAGGGCGGGCAGCAGCCUCAGGGGGGUUUCCCCGUGUCUCCAGCGGGCAGAGGGGGAGGCUACCGUCCUCAGGUGCAGCCUGAAGUGCCGGGCCCUGACCCUCUCCCGGUGGCUCCCCAGUCUUUCCCAGAGCCCCAGCCUGAAAAGGGAGGCUCAUUUGGGAGUUACCAGCCACAGUGCUCGUGGCAAUUGGACUCCCCAGGGGACGGGGACGGGGACGAAGGCAGCAUCGGCGCCCCUUCCAUGGGCUCGCCCACCUCGGUGGCCUCCACUCAGUUCCUCCUGCCCCAGGAGGAGGGGCGAUCAGAAGGAGAGAGGUCGUCUUCAGCGACCACCUGGCUCCACGACCUGUUGUCCUCUACAAAGUCCUGAAAUACUCACUCACAGCAUAACCUGGCCCAAUAGGGGAAACAUUAUCCGUUUGCUUUCUCACUGUGCUGUGUCAAAGAAAUCCAGUCUAAAUGGGCUUAUCCUAUACCGAUAUGAACAGUUAAACAUUGAAAGAUUGGCUAUGUUCAUCCCACAUAUGUGGUCCCGUUUGUGCAAAGUAACUGGUAGUUUGAAAUUGUUUUUUCUUUCAGAAAUGGAAGGUGUCUUUGCUGGUUACAUUUUUAUUGUGCAACAUUAUUUAGCGUUGUAUCACACUGAACUCACAGACAAGGAGCUUUCUUUUGACAGCGAUUAAUGUAGACAUAGUAUAGAUGGGCAUUCCGAAAUGUCAUUUCAUGUGCUUCAACAAGGCAGAACCAUUGAAAACAAAAAAACACUAAUUUUUAAAGAAGCGACUUAACCCAAACAAAAUAACACUAAACACAUUAAAAUAACUGAAUUAACCAGCAAACCUUAAAAAGUAAAAACACUAGACACUUUUGCUGGGCCAUUCUAAGAAGAUUUUGGGCUGUUGUACGGGAACCCUUUCUCGGUUCGAGAAGAAUGAGACAUUUCCUGUUGAUGUAAAGAUGUUGAAAUCGGCCAACAUGCGUGGGAGGAUUAGCCGCCUUCUGGAACAUUUGACAUUACACCCUAGCCAGAGCACAUACACCCACAUCUGCACGUCCCAUACACAUCUGGCAGGUGGUCGGAUUUGGAAAGAAUUCACACGGAGCAUAAGUUGCUGACUGCACCAAACAAGAAAUAGAUUGAUAUUUUGCGAUGAGAGCGAUAUACAGAUGAACACAAUUUCUGACUAUUUUUCACAGAGAUAUUACAGGGGUGCUUUUCUCUUAUGGUGUGAAAAUUUGGGGGCAAACAGGCCAAUAAGAAAAACACUGAUAUAAGCUACCAGGUGAAUGGAUAUGAAUCCAUGGGAAAUGUUGAACAUUGCUGUGUUUUUAGUUUGCUUUUAAAAAUGGAAGGAUAUAUGUGAACUAUAUAUCACUCAUUCAAACAAACAAAAAGUGUGACAAUUCUUGUUGUUUGCUUGCUUUAUAUGAGAUUAUCUAAAUUAAAUCAUAAUAUGAUUGGGUUGCAUUUCUUGCAUUUAUAUCUCAAUGUUAUCAUCCCUUUUUUUUAAUACAUUCAUGAUAACGGAUGUCUGUUUAAAAGCUGUUUACCAAAUUCAAGUCUUUCAGAGGACUAUAUUGAACAGUCCCUCGAGAAAAAUGCGGCGUUUUUUGUUUGAUUGUUGCGGCCAGAAAUCCUUGAUUAUGCUGCAUGUUUUCUUAACAAAUGCGAUGAAAUAUGCGGCAUAUUUCGUGCAAUUUCAUGCGAUGAAAGUGCGGGAACUUUAAAAAAUUGCGGGAACUUGCGAAAAUGCCGCUCUUCGAUGACGUUCACGUCGCGUAAUUACGUCACUUCAUAACGUUCCCAUGGCAGGGGGAAAUGGCUGCUCCUGUGUAAAGUAAAACAUUUUUCAACUUUCUGCAAAGAUAUAUGUGACUUUGCAACGAAAUGCAGGGAUUAUGAAAUCAUGCAAGCCCCGCAUAUUUUGCGUGGAAAUCUGCAAUUUAUGCAGUGAAAGUGCGGCAUAUUUGAAAAAAUGCGGCCCCCGCAUGAAUAUGCAGAUUUAGGCUGAUUAUGCGUUGAAUUAUGCGAUCGCAUAAUCGCGUUUUUCUGGAGGGACUGAUUGAAUUGCCUUGUUGAAUGUUGAGCUUCCAUUCAGGAAUCCUAUGUUUUAUCUGCUGCAAUGCAAGUGAUAAAGGAAAGGAUAAAUAAUGAUGCAUCACUAUACCUGUAAAUAUAAUGAUAUGCAAAGAUUAUCCCAGAUCCAUCCUGAUGUAAAGCAAUUGAAUUGGUUGGUUUGUAAUGAUAGGUUCCUAGUUAUGCUAAAUUGUUCUAAUACCAUAAUAACUACGCAAAUCUAUUUGAGAAGGCCAGUAUUAGAUAGAUUAGGAAGAAGCCAGUAAUGCUUUCCGUUGAUGGAGAUAUUAUAUGGAUUUGUCGUCUUUUAAGUCACACAUUUAGGGAUAUUCUGAGUCUUUUCAAGAGUCGACUGAUGUGACCUUCGAGGUUCCAUGUCAUUUUUUUUCUGUAACGUUGACAGAGUAUUGUUAUGGGUCAUCUGUAAUCAUAGACUGUGAUUACCCUCUGACUUUACAUAAUUACAUUCCCAAAAUAGACUCGGAAUCACAGUCCAGUUUGGGAAUAUCAUUUUGUAAAGCUAAGUAGAGACACUAUUAAAUGUGGGGAGACUUGGCCCUGGCUUGAUUCAGAGGAUGCAAGGGCGACUGACGCGCUAUAAUUAAAUCUACUGUGAUGUGAACAACUAUUAUUAUCAAAUAUGUAUGUUACUCUCAGCUUGUGAAAACGGCUGAUUAUGAUACCUGUGUACAUAUGCUUGCCUGCAAAAGUCUAUUUUGGUCAUUAUUUGCCAGUUGUCAGUUUAAUUAUUAUUUUUUUUUGCCAUAAAUGCAGGACUUUAUGAAUGCUAUGUGUUAACACAUCUUUUUUUAUGUUGAUUGGUCAACAAAAAGCACCUUCCUUCCUUUUUUAAAUAUUUGUUUUAUUCCAAGUUCAUGUAUUUUUGGCACCUUCUCGUAUAGAGAAUGGAAUGCCUAUAUAAUUUAGGCUUCAAUGGACAAAUGUUGAAAACUAAUUUUCUGUUGUAGAUGUUAAAUCCAAUUGUAGUGCAAAUUUGACACUUUAUCUUGCACAGCUUAUUUCACAGUAAAGUGUUUAUGUAGGAAAAGCCAAUACAGUAGAGCUCACAAUGUAAACAAUAUCAACUUCCGAAAUAUCAUGUUAAUAACAUGUCUGAAAAAAAAUUUGUCCAGCCCUAUCUUUUUUUAACUAAAUGUUUUGCAUGUAUAAACGUGUAUAGGCGUACUAUAUAUUGGUGGAAACACCUAUUUAACAAGUGUGCUAUUGUUAUUGCUUUGCUUCAUGUUACUUUUACUAAUGUUCAACGAGAAGACAGAAAAAUGUAUUCACUAAACUGAUUGCCUAAAUUGCUGGCAAAGCUUUUCUUAAUUUCUUCCGAAGAUUUAUUGAAAUUAACACUAACUGUAACCAUCAAUACCACAAUGCUGCCUGUUAUAAAGUAAUAAAGUUGUUGAAAUAAUUAUGCAUCGUCAUCACUUAGAAUAGUGGCUUCCCAUGUAAAUGGUAAAUUUCAGUACUUUUCAUUGCUUCGAAUCAGAUUUUCUUUUUUUUGCACACCAAAUCGACGACUUUUUUGUUACGUACAUUUGUGGCAUCAUUUAUGCGAUUAUGUCACAAUAAAUAAAUACUGGAUUUCACACAAAA
Messenger RNA from Gadus morhua (Atlantic cod), 6706 nucleotides. RefSeq names its product LIF receptor subunit alpha a (gene lifra). Lineage: Eukaryota; Metazoa; Chordata; Actinopteri; Gadiformes; Gadidae. Gene Ontology annotation, molecular function: protein binding. Bases 410 to 3394 code for a protein of 994 amino acids. The transcript is spliced from 18 exons. The record is from RefSeq and is a predicted model, not a curated record.